Messenger RNA from Naegleria gruberi, 1242 nucleotides. RefSeq lists its product as uncharacterized. The record is from RefSeq and is a predicted model, not a curated record. NCBI's taxonomy places the organism in Eukaryota, Heterolobosea, Eutetramitea, Acrasida, Naegleriidae. The transcript is spliced from 2 exons. Bases 1 to 1242 code for a protein of 413 amino acids.
AUGACAACCUCAUCACCACUACCGCAACUGGAAUCAUCACUGUUAUCAAUGUCAUUGUCAAACAAUACUCUCCCACCUGUACUAACAUCUCUCCUAAGACUUGAACCACUCAUCGUAUCAUACAUUGAAAUGACAAUAGUCAUCAUCUACUUGUUCAUCACUAUUGGUCUACUCCUCUUUAUCAUUUACUUCCUGCUCAAGUUGAGGCGGGAAAGGGGAAAUUUAAUGAAAAAUCAAAAAAGAAUUAUUUAUGGAGUGUUGGUUAUGUGUUGCUUGGAAAUUGUCUUGUUAAUUUCGAGGAUUAUUUUCGAUAGUCUUAACAUUUCAUUUGGAUUCAGAUAUCAAGAUUAUUUUUCGGAUAGGUAUGGAAAUAAUGAAACAAUAAUUGAGGGUUUUCAAACUCUACUCUGGUUCAACAAUACACUCGGACUAACACCCCAUGAAGUUGGAAUUCCAUUCGAACAAAUUGUCAUUUAUGCAAUUGCAGAAUCCCUUGAAAUAUGUAUGGCAUUGAUGAAUGUUCAAGUGAUGGUCAUUAUCGUUUGGUUUGUAACGUUGGUUUUCAUUGAAACAUUUAGACUCUCGAGUGGAACACUUCGAUCCAAAAAAUUAUUUUACUUUACAAAAAUUGUAACAAUUUUUACAGGUAUUAAUUCAGUUGGAUUGGUUUUGAUUACUGUAUUUGUGAGUAUUGUCACUAUUUUAAAUAGAUUGGCCUAUGCUGGAGAUGAUUUGGUCACGUACGGCUAUAUUUUAUGUUUUAUAAUAUUUGUGUUGGAGGUGACAACUCAAAUUACAAUGUUGGUGAUUGCAGCAUAUGCAGUUCUUAAAACAAUUUCAAAAAUAGCUGAAGAUCAAAAAAAGAAGAGAAAUUCCAUUGUUAAAGUACUAAUUUUACAAAGUGGAUUAUUUGGAUGUUUUCUAUUCGAAGCUUUUGCAGGUGGCAGUGGUGUUGCUCAACAAGAUCCAGCACUCAGUCAUUUUGCACUUGGAUAUUCAAUAUGUAACACUUUGGGAAUUCUUGUUUUUGCAUUCACUGCUUUGGCUCUCUACACACCCAUUCACCUUCUCAAGGAAAAUCAAGGAUCUGAUCAGAAUGGUACCACCAGUAGUAUCAGAUCUAACAAUUCAAAACACAUUCAAUCUGCCAGGAAUACCAGUAGUACCCAUAAAUACAGUAAAAAUCAAAGUGGUGGUGGUGAUGGUGUGAGAUGUGAAUGUGGUGGAUUUGGAAGGAAGUGA